UCCACCGAACCGGUUCGGUUUCUGUUGGAGUCAGCCUUUCCCUCCCUGGUCCGUUGUUGGCUUAGAUUACGCCGCAGGAAGGAGAUCGCUCGCCUCCAGUUUCAGAUGUAUUGUUUGCUUCGUUGUAACGUGCGGAGACUACCGGGACAAUGGUGUGUAUUCCAUGUAUCGUCAUUCCAGUCUUCCUCUGGGUCUACAAAAAAUUCCUGGAGCCUUACUUAUACCCUCUGGUCGCCCCGUUUGUCAGUCGUCUAUGGCCCAAAAAAGGUGUCCAAGAAGCUGGCGCUCAAAAUAAAAGCAAAGGUGACUACAAGGGUGCAGACAUGAAUGGAUUCCCAACAAAAGAAACAACAGAAAGCUCGGCUAAAAAGAAAGACUAAAGCGGCCCUUCUCCAGAGCGCUCAUUGCUUUAAAAAUGGACCUGACAAUAUGAAGCACCUUUGUCAUUGUCUCUGACCUUUUUCUCCGAAGCAGAGUUCUUGAUAGUAGCUGUUUCCCUGAUAGGUGAAUCAAAAAAUGCCUAGUAUUUAUAUUUAAAAUGUAUUUAAUCACACUCACUGACCUCAUUUCUGAGUCCCUCCUGUCACUGAACGCAACUCUCCUUUUCACGAUUGCAGUUGGAAGCCUAUGAGUUCAUAGGCGGCCAAGUCAGUAGGCUGUCCCUAACUCCGUACUUCACGCCCUGCGAGGGCCGCUGGCAGUCAUUCUCCUGGGUCUGCCUGCGGUUUGCUCUCGUGACUGUAGGCUCUUCACUCUUGAAUGGGGGCAGUUCUACUGAGGCUGUGCGGGAAAGGGAGGAGUGGCUUGGCGGCCAUUGAUGGCUUGAAACACGGAGAUCAUUACCGCCCGGCACAGUGGAGCCCCUUCUCGGUGAGAGUAGUCAGUACCAUGUCUAGUUCUGAGGAGGGUAGACAGGGUAGGCAAGUACGGAGAACUCCUUUGGAAAAUGUAACAUCUUUUGCAGAGAUGCCAACUGUAUGUUAUAAAAUUCUAAUCCUUCCUGCAUUCCUUCUACUUCCAUAAAUGUAAUAAAUAUUCAGUUUA
Messenger RNA from Echinops telfairi (small Madagascar hedgehog), 1044 nucleotides. RefSeq names its product chromosome unknown C18orf32 homolog (gene CUNH18orf32). The transcript is spliced from 3 exons. Gene Ontology annotation, biological process: positive regulation of canonical NF-kappaB signal transduction. NCBI's taxonomy places the organism in Eukaryota, Metazoa, Chordata, Mammalia, Afrosoricida, Tenrecidae. Bases 150 to 380 code for a protein of 76 amino acids. The record is from RefSeq and is a predicted model, not a curated record.